AUGUUUUUAGCCGGCCCUCAAAGGAAGGCGGCCGCAAGCCACACAAAACGAGUUCACCCCAUGGAAAGCUUGGGAAUUGGAUCUUAUCGGCGAGUUGUUAACUCUAGAAAACGAUCGGGUGGACCAACGACCCGUCUGAGUGACAGUCAGUUGAUGGAUGGAAAUCGCGUUGCCCAAAAAAGAAAUUUUCAUCCCUCACCCUCGAAAAAAGGGCGCUCUGAUUGUGGAUUGGAGGGCCCAGCCGAAGACGCACAAGCCCAACUCACACAUAGAGCGGUAUGGUAUGUGGUGAUCGGGGGAGAAGAUGCACAAGGGGUAAAAGCUGUAAUCAAGAGCAUGGGGGAGGGGGAACGGCUCUCAGUGCCAACCGUGAGGGAAACGGAAAGCGCUCUCCGACUAUGCGGCACGACGGGGCAUCCCAUACAAGAGGCGCGCUAG
Messenger RNA from Trypanosoma brucei brucei TREU927, 438 nucleotides. RefSeq lists its product as hypothetical. Bases 1 to 438 code for a protein of 145 amino acids. The transcript has a single exon. The record is from RefSeq and is a predicted model, not a curated record. NCBI's taxonomy places the organism in Eukaryota, Euglenozoa, Kinetoplastea, Trypanosomatida, Trypanosomatidae.